This is a messenger RNA of Emiliania huxleyi CCMP1516, 2197 nucleotides long. RefSeq lists its product as hypothetical. Bases 80 to 1720 code for a protein of 546 amino acids. Lineage: Eukaryota; Haptophyta; Isochrysidales; Noelaerhabdaceae. The record is from RefSeq and is a predicted model, not a curated record. Gene Ontology annotation, molecular function: protein-L-isoaspartate (D-aspartate) O-methyltransferase activity. Gene Ontology annotation, cellular component: cytoplasm. Gene Ontology annotation, biological process: protein modification process. The transcript has 14 exons.
UCAGAGUGGAAGGGUUGGGUUGCAGCAAUUUGCCGUUUUGUGCGGGUGCUCGCGCCCUCCGACAGGAGACAGGAGAAGCAUGGAAUGGUGCCUAUCGCGCCGCUCCCUCUCACCAAACGCCGAGCUCGUGCACAAGAUGUCUCGCUGCGGCACCAUCCGCAGCUCCGCCGUUGAGGCGGCCUUCCUAGCUGUCGAUCGGGCCCACUUCAUCUCCGACGACGCAGACGUCUCCUCGGGCGCGUAUGCCGACAUGCCGCUCCGCUGCUCUGGCGUCCACCUCUCGGCGCCCUCCAUCUACGCCGCCGCCCUCGAGGCGCUCGACCUCCGGCCAGGCCUCUCCUUCCUCAACAUCGGCUCCGGCGCCGGCUACCUCUCCGCCAUCGCGAGCCAAAUCCUCGGCUCCGAGGCGAUCCACCACGGCGUGGAGCACAACGCGUGGCUUGUGGAGCACGCGCGCUCGCGGCUGGCAAAGGUCGGUUGCUCGCAUGUCGAGCUCCACGCCGCGUCCGUGUUUAGCAUCGACCUCGCACGCUCUAUGCGGUACGCGCGCAUCUACAUCGGCGCGGGCGCGAGUGUCGGCACGACGGCGGGCGUGCUGGCGCUGCUCCAGGUGGGCGGCGUCCUGGUUGGCCCGCUCGGCUGGCCGGAUGGCUCUCAGCAACUCAUCCGGGCGACACGCACCUCCGAGUCGAGCUACGCAAUCUCCCCCGCCCUCGCCGUCCAGUUCACGCGCAUCGUCCAGCCGCCGCCGAAUGCGCCGCCGCCCGGGCGCAAGCGGACGCCGAAAAAGAAAGACGCGAGCCCGAGCUCUCUGACGCUGCGCCUUCCGCGCUGGGACGAGACGAGCCACCGCCGCUUCCCGCCUGCCCACAGGGCGGCGGUGCGCGCGGCGCGGAGCGCGGGCGUGCUCUCCUACCUGCCCAAGGAGGUCGUUGUGCUCCCGCUGCUGCGGUACGAUGCGUGGGCGGAGCAGCACUCGCCAGCCGGCGAGCACCAGGCGGGGGAGAGAGGGGGAGAGAGGGGGAGCAGCACUGGCGAGCACCGGGGGAAAUUCGCCGAGACUCGCCGAGAUUCGCCGAGAUUCGACGAGAUUCACCGGCGGGCACGAGGCGCGUGGGAGAAGUCGCUCGACUCUGCGACGCGGGCUCUGCUGGCGGCGACAGGCGGCGCCAUGGACGACGACGAGGAGGAGGAGGAGGACGACGAGGACGAGGACGAGGAGGACGAGGACGAGGGGGGCGUCGACUCGGAGAUGGGGGAGGCGGAGGAGGCGAGCUCGCCCUCGCCGGAAGAGGAGUGGCAUCUCGCGAGCUCGUCGUCGUCGGAAGAAGAAGAAGAAGAGGAGGAGGAGGGGGACGAGGACGGAGGCGGAGAGGAGCCGCCUCCCGAACCCGCGCCGCCCGCCCAGCCCCUUCCCCCCCCGCCCCGCGGACCAGCCGGCCUCGCCGACGGCAGCAGCGCCGCUGCGCGAGAGGGCGAGCCGGAGGGCGGCGGGGAGGGGCUGGGCGGCAUGCAGCGGAGCGGCUCCAUCUCCUCCCUCUUCCGGCUGCUCGCGCACGCCGGCUCGUCGCGCUGGCCGGCGGACGACUCGGCGCCCGCACAGGGCGCGGCGUUGGAAGUGGACGCGCCGCCGCCGCAGAGUGCCGCCGCCUCCUCGCGCGCCCACGCGGCCGCCCAAACGGAGCACGUGGCAAUCCGCCAACGCGCCCGCCUGUGGUGAUGGGCUGGCGCGCUGAGGCGUCUCUUCUCUCUCUUUCUCUGGCGGCCGUCGUCUCCAGUGCUGUGGCUGCGGGCUCAAACUGUGGCCAGACCCCCCCCCCUUCCCGCUGGCUUGGCGGCGUCAUCUUAGAACGGGCUGCGCUCCUCUCCUCUCGACGGAGCCGCCCUCUUGCAUAAGUGCAUGGGUGUGGUGCUGUACACCUCUAGUGCCGGGGACGGGGACCCUGGGGCGGGGACCCCCUGCCAUUCCCCGCACCGGUGUCUCGACCCCCCCCCCCCCUUCGCCCGCCCACUCGCGCAACCUCGCGCAAGCACGCGCGAGCCUUGCCCCACGGGCCACAAGUCGCUCCCGAAUCCCCAAGCUUGUACAGGCCCCGUGAAUUAGCAGAACAGUUGCCACUGUGCUCACACCAAGGGAGACCCCACCCGCUGUACUCUUUGUCUUGUCGAUUGUUAGAGAUAAAAAAUACAAACCUUA